This is a messenger RNA of Naegleria fowleri, 1758 nucleotides long. RefSeq lists its product as uncharacterized. The transcript has 4 exons. NCBI's taxonomy places the organism in Eukaryota, Heterolobosea, Eutetramitea, Acrasida, Naegleriidae. The record is from RefSeq and is a predicted model, not a curated record. Gene Ontology annotation, molecular function: metalloendopeptidase activity. Gene Ontology annotation, cellular component: endoplasmic reticulum membrane. The coding region runs from base 1 to 1758 and encodes 585 amino acids. Gene Ontology annotation, biological process: CAAX-box protein processing.
AUGUUACAUCUGUAUGUGGCACACUAUGCAACCAAGUUGGCAAAUAUUGUUCAACAAGUUCCGUUACCUUUCUUGACCAUAACCAUUAUCUGUAAUGCAAUUGCUUUUUUUAUAGAGCUCUAUUUAGAUUAUAGGCAAAGUAGACUUUUGAAAACAUCGACGAAUAUUCCAUCUAAAUUGAAAGAUUAUAUUGACAAGGAUGAAUAUGAUGACAUGAGAAAUUAUAGUAUUACAAGAUUAGGAUUUUCUCGAUUAGAAAAUGCUUAUGGUUUCAUUACAGAAGUAUUUAUUUUGCUUUCGGGAGUUCUAAACUGGAUGUUUGAUCUAGCUCUCAAAACGAACAUGUUGCUUUUUGGACUCGGAGAGGAAUAUGUCAUCACUAGGGGUGUGACAUUUCUAUUUUUGGUGUCGUUGUUGAGCACUUUUGUUCGUGCACCAUUUGAAGUGUAUCGAAUUUUUGUUUUGGACGGAAAAUUCUUUGAGAUUAAGCAAGAACGAAGAGAUUUACAAAAAUCGAUAGAAAAUGAUCCAUCUUCUGAAUUUUUAAAGAAAGUAACACUUGAGAAAAAUAGUAGAAAGCUAGUCAUGCAAAUUAAUAAUGCAAACAUGUUUUUCGGAGAUGAAAAUCAUCAAAAUGGUUCCUACUACAAUGAGUACAGUACUGAUGAGGAGGAGAUUACUUUACUUCCUGAACAUGAAAGCCCUAAACUCAAUUCAAGAUCCACUGAUAGCAAAGAUGAAGCUGUUGUUACCAACAAGUUCGUUGCUUCCAAACAAACUCCAGAAGUAUCAAACGAACAGGUGAAUGAAGAGAAUGAAGCCUCCUUGAGUGACAAUAGUAGCGACAGUGGCGUGCAAGACAUCAUGACAGUUUUUCGAAAUUGGAUAAUGGAUCAAAUCAAAAUGGGAAUUAUGGCUGUGGUGAUUGGAAUUCCCCUAUUAUUUUUAAUUUUGUGGCUUCUCCUUACGGGUAGCCCAAUUCAUUGGGUCUAUCUUUGGUUUGGUGGUGUUGCUCUUUCUGUUGGAAUUUAUGAAUUGUAUCCAAUUGUGUUGGCACCCAUGUUCAAUACUUUUUAUGAAAUGCCUGAAGGCCCACUUCGAAAGAGUAUUGAAGAACUUACAAAAACUGUUGGUAUUGAUGUGAAAGAUAUCGUCUAUGUGGAUGGAUCAAAACGAAGUGAGCAUGCCAAUGCAUUUAUGGUUGGAAGUGGAAAAAACAAGAAAAUUGUACUCUAUGAUAAUUUAAUCAGCAAGGAUGGGUUGAAUUUAACAAAUGAGGAAAUUUUAGCAAUUCUCGCUCACGAAAUUCAUCACUACAAGAUGAAUCACAGUAUCAAAAUUCUAACUUCUCAAGUUUUGGCAUUGGGAAUAUUUCUGUUCAUUCUUUCAUUUACCAUUUACAAUGAACAUUUUUAUACUAGUUUUGGAUUUGGAUUUAUUGAUCCAAGUGUUGGCCUAUGUUUAUUUUCUUACCUCUAUCAGCCAUUAGGAAAUCUAGCCAUGGUGAUAUUGAACUACAUUCAACGAAGUUAUGAAUACUCAAGCGACGAAUAUAGUCUUUCUCUUGGCUAUGAUAUUGAGAAACCACUCAUUAGAAUGCAUGUAAAUAAUGUAUAUAAUUUAAUUGUUGACAAAUUUUACUCGAGAUAUUACAAUGCUCAUCCUUCCCUUUUAGAGAGAAUGGACAAUAUCAAGCGAUUCAAAGAAAAGCAUGCCAUUCGACAACGCCUUAACGAGAAACUAACCAAGCAAGAAUAG